GCUGAGACUCCCCUUGCAGCAAUGGACUUGGAUAAACACUCUGUAUGGGGAUCCCUGAAACAGAAGACCCGGCCGUUCCUGCAAAACCUGAGUGUGAGGAAGACGAAGAAGAGGUCUGCCAAAAUGCUGGAGAGGAAGGGCCACUCCUUGGACCGCUGUCUCAGUGUGUCAGUGCCUGACAUGCUGGAGGUGGAGACUCUCAUGGAAGAAGAAGAAGAAGAAGAAACUACUUGCCCGAGCGUUCAGGUGUUGUCGAGCUGCUCCUCCAAGAGCUUUUCCAGGUCUGUGGUGUCCCUGAAAAGCAGGAAUGCUUUGGUGAAGGCAGUGGGAGAGGACUGGCUGUGGACGUCCCAGCAGGGGACACGGACAGAGGUGACAGUCACCUCCCCGGCCACGCAAGCUGUGGGCAUUCACCUGACAUCCACACGAGGAGCUGAGGCUGUGGGGAGCCCCGUGUCCGAGGGGAAGAGGAAAUCCAGUGAGGACCUCUUGGAUCUGCUGCAGAGCUCCCGCCUGAGCGCCGACGGGACUGAGGCUCUGGAGGAAGCGAACGACUGCCUGAGUGACCUGCCCAGCCCCUUUGCCUACCUGCUGACCAUCCACCUGAAGGAGGGCCGCAACCUGGUGAUCAGGGAUCGCUGUGGUACAAGUGACCCGUACGUGAAGUUUAAACUGAAUGGCAAAACCCUCUACAAAAGUAAGGUAGUAUACAAGAACCUCAACCCAGUUUGGGAUGAAACUGUUGUGCUGCCCAUACAGACCCUCGAUCAAAAACUCUGGAUUAAGGUGUACGAUCGUGAUUUAACCUCUUCAGACUUCAUGGGUUCGGCAUCUGUAGCGCUCACUGAACUUGAACUCAAUAGAACUACUGAACAGGUUUUAAAGCUGGAAGAUCCCAACAGUUUAGAAGAUGACAUGGGAGUGAUUGUAUUAAACUUGAGUCUAGCAGUCAAGCAAGGAGACUUCAAGAGAAAUAGAUGGUCAAGUCGAAAGAAACGAACUUCAUCCAAGUCGAGUUUCACGCGGAACAUGCGGCUCUCGGAGUCUCUGCGCAAGAACCAGCUGUGGAACGGGCUGGUCACCAUCACCCUCUUGGAGGGGAAGAACAUGCCCAGAGGGGGCUUGGCAGAGAUUUUUAUUCUCCUCAAACUGGGAGACCAAAGAUACAAGAGCAAGACACUGUGUAAGAGUGCAAAUCCUCAGUGGAGGGAACAGUUUGAUUUUCACUACUUCUCUGACAGGAAGGAUAUGUUGGACAUUGAGGUGUGGAGAAAGGAUAACAAAAAGCACGAGGAACUUUUGGGAACAUGCCACGUUGACAUUACUGCCCUGCCAGAAAAGCAGACCAACUGCUUGGAGCUGCCUCUGGAAAAACAUCCAGGGUCCCUGCUGAUGCUGAUUGCUGUUGCCCCAUGUACAGGAGUGUCCAUCUCUGAUCUGUGUGUCUGUCCUUUGGGAGACCCCAAUGAACGGCAACAGAUUUCUCAGCGUUAUUGUAUAAAGAAUUCCUUUUGGGACAUAAAGGACAUUGGCUUCUUACAAGUCAAAGUUUUAAAAGCAGUGGACCUGAUGGCAGCAGAUUUUUCAGGCAAAAGUGAUCCUUUCUGUGUCUUGGAGCUGGGAAACGACAUGCUUCAAACACACACUGUUUACAAGAACCUCAAUCCAGAGUGGAACAAAGUUUUCACAUUCCCUAUUAAAGAUAUUCACGAUGUUCUGGAAGUGACAGUGUUUGAUGAAGAUGGAGAUAAACCCCCUGAUUUCCUUGGAAAAGUUGCCAUCCCUUUGCUGUCUAUUAGAAAUGGUAAACAAAGUUGUUACACCCUGAAGAAUAAAGACUUGGAACGUGCUUCAAAAGGAGUAAUUUACUUGGAGCUGGAUGUCCUAUUUAAUCCUAUAAAAGCAAGUAUUAGAACAUUCAAGCCCCGAGAAAAGCGCUUUACUGAAGAGAACCGCAAAUUUUCUAAAAAGAUCUUAUCAAGAAAUGUUGAUCGCGUGAAAAAAAUCACCAUGGCAAUAUGGAAUACAAUACAAUUCCUUUGGAGCUGCUUUCUCUGGGAGUCCACAGUAAAGAGCCUGGUAGCAUUUGUGGUAUUUGUGGUCACCGUCUGGACCGUGGAGCUGUACAUGGUGCCCCUGGCUUUGCUGGUGCUCUUUGCAUACAAUUUCUCCCUCGUCACAACAGGGAAGGUCAAUAAUGCCCAGGAUGCCCAGGAGCUUAUGGGCUUGGAUGAAGACGAGGAUGAAGAUGAUAAGGAAUCUGAGAAAAAGGGGCUAAUUGAGAGAAUCCACAUGGUUCAAGAGAUCAUCAUAGCUGUUCAAAGCAUCCUGGAAGAAAUAGCAUCAUUUGGAGAGAGGAUUAAAAACACGUUCAACUGGACGGUGCCUUUCCUCUCUGUCUUGGCCUGCUUGGUUCUGGCAGCAGCAACAGUUAUUUUGUAUUUUAUACCACUGAGGUACAUUGUUUUAAUCUGGGGCAUAAAUAAAUUUACUAAGAAGCUUAGAAAUCCCUAUGCCAUCGACAAUAAUGAGCUACUAGAUUUCCUCUCCAGGGUACCAUCUGAUGUUCAAAAGGUGCAGCACGCUGAAUUGAAACCAUCCAACAGCUCCAGCCCCAUCAGGAAGAAGCGGAGCGCGCUAUAGGAUGCAGCGGGGUUGGGAAUGCAGCACCUCCCUCCCUGCACAGGCGUGCACACACAGCUCCCCUCCCCUCCUUCUCGCUUCAGAACAACACUAGAGUCACUGCCACAGACUUUCUCUUUCUUGGAAGAUGUGGUUUUUGAUAAGCGCCUAUCUUGGGUUUCUUUUCUGGGUUGUCUUUUUGGCACGGAAUCCCAAAAAAGAGCAAGGUGAAACGUGAAUUAGUUUGUGGGAUGGGGAGGAGAAUGGGAGAGGAUGGUGCAACUACACCUUUUAUUUUUCUUUUUUUUCCCCCCCUUUGAUUGCAGAGACAAGGCUGGAUGUGGCAGCACUCCCUGUGUUAUGUAGGAAGAGAUAAUUCUGCUUAGUGUAGCAGAUCAGCUGAGCUGAUGUGAGGAGAUGCUCUGAACCAGUUUUUAACAUAUCCAACAGAUUUACAUUAAGAUAUGAAAGCUAUUCUUUUCUGAGUUAAAUCACUGUGCCUAGAAAGGUUUAAGCUCUGAAUUAACGAGUCUUUGAUACCCAUCUUCUGUUCAAGCAGUGUACAUUUUAAAAAGUUUUUUAUCAUAAUUAGCAGAAAGAGCUAGGAGCUCCAACAGUAUCUCAAUAUUUCAUCCAGCACUUGUGGGUUUUUCUUUUUCCUUUUUUUUCCCUCUUUUUUUUUUUUUUCCUCCUUUUUUUUUUUUUUUCCUUGAAGCCCAGCCUGUGGUUAACUCUUUGUAUACUGGAAUCAUUGGAGAUCCAUUGCUGGCAAUGGAUGCAUGAAAACCUUAUGCCAUGAAAGGAUUAAGAGAAAAGGCUAACUCGGUGACCUGAAAAGACUCUGUUGGCUUGCCUUUUAUAAUUCCAUCUCAUCAGAUAUUUUCAGCAUAGCUGUUGUUUCCCUGUCUAAAUCCAGAGGGGUCAACACUACAGAUCCAAGAGGGAAAAAAAUAACAAAAACACGUUAUAGCCUUAAAGAAACAAGUGCUUGUGCAGAAGGAGAGCAUGUGCCCAAAGAAGUGGUUGUGCAAUAGUGUGCAGGCUUUGGUCCACCACUGAUGUCUUCUUGCACUCUUUCCUGGUGGUUCACGAGGAGAGGACCCAAAAGUGAAGUCAAGUGGAAACAACUUGAAGACAGAAAGAAGAAAGGACCCCAUUUUGUGUUCGUGGAAAAUGUGAUUUCUUGCUUGCU
This is a messenger RNA of Cinclus cinclus, 3814 nucleotides long. It is a transcript of the gene MCTP2, whose product is annotated as multiple C2 and transmembrane domain containing 2. Gene Ontology annotation, biological process: regulation of neurotransmitter secretion. Gene Ontology annotation, molecular function: calcium ion binding. Bases 22 to 2643 code for a protein of 873 amino acids. Gene Ontology annotation, cellular component: synaptic vesicle membrane. The transcript has 21 exons. Lineage: Eukaryota; Metazoa; Chordata; Aves; Passeriformes; Cinclidae. The record is from RefSeq and is a predicted model, not a curated record.